UGUUUGAGAAGGGAACCAUGCAAUUACUGACUGCCGCGAAAACAGUGUUGAAAACUCAGGAAUGAGUAGAGUGGGAGAGAGUCAACUGAAGUGAGAGUUCCUUUUUUAAAACACUCUAUGUUCUUAUUUUGCAUGGGUGUUUAGUUUUCAAGAUGAAAAGGGUCAACAGUGAGCAGAUACAAACGGCUGUUUUAAGUUAUCUCAAGCGACGGCAGUUUAUUGAUUCCAGCAGUGAGACAUUUAGUAAGAAGUCGCUACGUCUUACAGAACCUUUGUCUGUAAUGGCUACCGAGGCGGCCAUUAAGAGAGAGACUGGAGUCCUGAACGUCAUCUCGUGCACAACAUGCGAGUCGGAUCCAGAGAACUAUGAGCAGCAGUAUUCCCAGAUCAAGACGUUCAUUGAAAAUACGGUGGCACCUUUCAAGGAUGAGCUGAGUUUGCUUCUCUACCCGUUGUUUAUCCAUCUCUUUCUGGACAUGAUAACAAAUGGCCACAAGUCAGCAGCUCAUAGCCUUCACAGCAAACACUGCGAGUCCUUCUUGGAUACCAGUGGACAGCGAGAUACCAGUGGACAGCGAGAGUUAGUGCAAAGUUUGACCGGCGUAAUGAACAGCAUGGAUCUCUUGACCAAUGACCACCUGACGGCAUUUAGAGACAGCAAAUAUGUCAUUCCAAUGAGCCAGGAAGCAGUGCAAUUUCUCCUCCGCUACUUACAGAGUCAAGACAACUCCAUGCUUCUUAAAGUCUUCAAUCUCCACAUCCAAAUUGAAGUGCGAGGAGCAACGACCGUGUCAUCCAAUCCCAACAGUGAUAACGGAUCCCAAGCUGUCAAUCCCACCCUCCCUCCCUCGGACAACCACUCCACCUCCUCAGAAGAAGAUAAAGCCAAGGAACGAGCUGCUCUGGCAGAGAAUAUUGAGAAAGUUAACAAGGGUCCGCCGACUCUACCGUCGAUCCUGCUGUACACAUUCGCAAAUGCAUACCAAAGACUCAGUUGUGCCACAUUGUCGGCAGAUAAUUCCCUUCUCUGUGGCGGUUUUGAAGACUCCUCCAUCCAGUUGUGGAGUUUGACCUCGAAGAAGCUGCGAGAGUCACCUCAUGAUGUCGACAUCUCUAAGGUCCACAUAGCUGGGGAUUAUAUGGAGGGGCAGGCGUAUGAAGACAGUGUCGGCAGUGAGAGCAGAAUCCUAAGGGGGCACUCGGGACCUGUGUACGGUACGUGUCUGAUGCCGGAUAACAAGGUGCUGUUGUCAUGCUCUGAAGAUACCACAGUGAGGGCCUGGAAUCUUGACACACUGUCCAAUGUCGCCGUCUACAGAGGGCAUAACUACCCCAUUUGGGGGAUAGAAAGCAGCCCAAUGGGACUAUACUUUGCUACGGCGUCCAAAGACAACACAGCGAGACUGUGGACGGCAGAGAGAACGUUUCCACUCAGGAUAUUUGUCGGCCAUUUGAUGGACGUAGAUUGUGUGAAGUUUCAUCCGAACUGUAAGUACCUAGCCACCGGAUCAAGCGACAAGACCAUCAGACUCUGGAAUAUACACGAUGGCAAGACGGUUCGAUUAUUUAAUGGUCACAGGGGGACAGUUUUGGCUCUUGCCAUAUCGCCAGAUGGAAGAUAUGUGGCAUCUGCAGGUGAAGAUCGGCGAGUGAAACUAUGGGACAUUGGCUCAGGCAGCCUGGUCAAGGAAUUAAGGGGACACACAGACUCUGUCUACAGUCUUGCAUUCAGUCCUGAUAGCUCCAUGCUCUCUACUGGUGGCAUUGACAACACACUGAGAAUAUGGGAUGUAAGACACAAUUACUCUGCUACACAAUCUGAAAGUGGUUCUGCAACUGAACUCCUAGGAUCUUUCUCCAUCAAGUCAACGGUCCUUCACUAUUCUCAGUUCACAAAAUGUAAUCUUUUGACAACUGCGGGAGUAACCUCACAGUCUUGAAGACCUAAAGUCUUUCAACUUGAGCCAUGUCCAGACAUCUCUGUGGACCCCCAGUUCCAAACCUGAACCAUUGUCUUGCCCGUUUCCUUUUUCCUUCAUUUAAUUUGUAUUUUUCUGAUAUAUUUAUUAUCAACAUAUUGAAAUUGAAGUUGAAACAGGUGGUGCAAAUGCCCCAAGCGAAUCAAUAUACAAAAUACAAAGUUAAAAGAAAUAAAAUUUCACUAAAAUAUUACACACUUACAGUCUUACAAAAAUUCAACAAACUCAAGGGCCAGCAAUAUACAGCAAAUUGAAAAGAAUUCAGUUUAAAGGCAGUGGACACUAUUGGUAAUUACUCAAAAAAUUGUAAGAAUAAAAACUUACUUGGUGACUAG
Asterias rubens (European starfish) is the source of this 2314-nucleotide messenger RNA. Its product is annotated as TAF5-like RNA polymerase II p300/CBP-associated factor-associated factor 65 kDa subunit 5L. The transcript is spliced from 15 exons. The record is from RefSeq and is a predicted model, not a curated record. Bases 153 to 1940 code for a protein of 595 amino acids. Gene Ontology annotation, molecular function: RNA polymerase II general transcription initiation factor activity; protein binding. Gene Ontology annotation, cellular component: transcription factor TFIID complex. Gene Ontology annotation, biological process: transcription initiation at RNA polymerase II promoter. NCBI's taxonomy places the organism in Eukaryota, Metazoa, Echinodermata, Asteroidea, Forcipulatida, Asteriidae.